GCCGGCGCCAGGAAGGGCGGUAAGCUGGGGGAGCAGAUGAAGCACUGCGACGCCAUCUUGAAGGAGAUGCUGUCCAAGAAACACGCCGCCUACGCCUGGCCCUUCUACAAGCCGGUGGACGCCGAGGCGCUGGAGCUGCACGACUACCAUGACAUCAUCAAGCACCCCAUGGACCUCAGCACCGUCCGGAAAAAAAUGGACAAAGGAGAAUACAGCGACCCACAGAGCUUUGCCACAGACGUCAGGUUAAUGUUCUCCAACUGCUACAAGUACAACCCCCCCGACCACGAGGUGGUGGCCAUGGCCCGCAAGCUGCAGGACGUGUUCGAGAUGCGCUUUGCUAAGAUCCCGGACGAGGGCCUGGAGGUCUCGGUCCCGUCCACCACGCCGGUGGUCAGUAAAAGCACCGCCUCCUCCGACAGCAGCAACAACUCCUCCUCCGACGAAUCGUCGGACUCCGAGGAGGAGCGAGCCACCCGACUGGCCGAGCUACAGGAGCAGGUUGGUGCUGCCGACCAAUCACAGCUGAAGGCCGUGCACGAGCAGCUGGCCGUGCUGUCGCAGGCGCCCGUCAGCAAGCCAAAGAAGAAGAAAGAGAAGAAGGACAAAGAGAAGAAGAAGGACAAGGACAAAGGGAACAAAGCCAAGAUAGAAGAAGAGAAGAAACCCAAGGCCGCCGCUCAGCAACCCAAGCCAGCCAAUCAGAAGAAAGCACCAGCCAGGAAAGCCAACAGCACGGUACCGGCCACCAGGCAACCCAAGAAAGCCAACAAGACGCCGGGCGGCGGAUCGGCCAACGGCGACGACGGCGAGGAGUCGUCCCUGCCGAUGUCGUACGACGAGAAGCGGCAACUGAGCCUGGACAUCAACCGGCUGCCGGGCGAGAAGCUGGGCCGGGUCGUCCACAUCAUCCAGUCCAGGGAGCCGUCGCUGAGGGACUCGAACCCCGACGAGAUCGAGAUCGACUUCGAGACGCUCAAACCCUCCACGCUGCGCGAGCUGGAGCGCUACGUCAAGUCCUGCCUGCAGAAGAAGCAGAGGAAGCUGCUGCAAAAGGCAGCUGGGGGCGGAGCCUCAGGGGGCGGGGCCAGCCGCCUGAGCGGCAGCUCCUCUUCCUCCUCUGAUGACAGCUCCUCGACAGGAUCCUCCUCUUCCUCCGACACAGACUGAGAACACGGUUCAGUUCACACAGACAGGACUGC
Messenger RNA from Poecilia reticulata (guppy), 1202 nucleotides. NCBI's taxonomy places the organism in Eukaryota, Metazoa, Chordata, Actinopteri, Cyprinodontiformes, Poeciliidae. The record is from RefSeq and is a predicted model, not a curated record.